ACAAAUCAUUUUUGAGAUAGCGUCAAAGUAACAUUCUGUGAACGUUUUAUAAUUUGGUCACUCAAAUUUAAAUAAUUGUUUUCGUUUAAGAACUGUCUUUCUUCCGAUUCCUUGUUUUCAAUAAAUUCUGCCAAAUUCUGCUGAUUCUGUUCCUCGUGAAUUAGAUUAGGAUCAUAAAAUUGGCAUAUCUAGCAGCUACUGCUGAAAACUGAAAUCCCUCACCCACUAAGGUGUCGGGUUUUGGAAUUGAUUUUCAUCAUUUGUGUUUGGUUGAUCAAUAGAUUAGGUUUCUGUGUCGGCGUGAUAUGAGUUAUAAUGCUGGCGAUGAGGAGGAUUGUAGGCUCGUGGAGGAUUACGUGAAAUUGGAGGGAGGCGAGGCGGAAACGUCGACGUCUGGUUGUUGCGACGGCGGAGAUGAUGGUGGAGGGUGGUUGUGGUCUUUGUGGUGGUGGGCGAAACUGGUGCUGGUGGUGUUGUUUGUUGCCGUGUUGGGCGCGGUUUUCUUCAAAUGGAUCGGACCAUUUUUCAUGGACAAGGAAAUUAUCCCGGUGAUAAAUUGGGAGCAGAGAACUUUCAGCACCGCUAUUCUAGGACUCAUAGUGUUUGCUUCUCUGGCAAUAUUCCCAGUAUUUCUUAUACCUUCUACACCAUCCAUGUGGGUUGCUGGGAUGACUUUUGGUUACUGUUAUGGUUUUCUGAUGAUCAUUGGUGGAGUUUUGAUUGGCUGUUCUAUUCCUUAUUUUGUUGGUUCAUUAUUCUACCAUAGAAUCCAUGUAUGGUUAGAAAGGCACCCAAAGCGAGCUUCUAUCAUAAGACUAGCUGGCGAGGGGAACUGGUUUAGUCAGUUUCGAGCUGUUUCUUUGAUUAGGAUUUCUCCAUUCCCGUAUGUCAUAUAUAACUACUGCGCUGUGGCUACGGAUGUGAAAUAUGUUCCUUAUUUGCUGGGGACUGUGGCGGGAAUGGUGCCAGAAAUAUUUGUUGCACUUUACACGGGGAUCCUGAUUAAAACAUUAGCUAAUGCUUCAAAAGAUGGGAAGUCCCUGUCAGUUUCCCAGAUUGUGAUGAGCGUGGCUGGGUUUUGCGUCAGUGUGAGCGCGACUGUAGUUGUGACGUGGUAUGCAAAGAGGCGACUGAAGGAGCUACAGAUGCGAGAGGAGCUUUUGUUGCACUGAAUGCAGUCGAAAUGCAGCUGAUGAAGAUUGAAGGCCUAAAAGAUGAACCAACAACUGUUUUGCCACACAUGGUUAUGUAUCAACCAAAUUCACAUAUAGAUUUAUGUAUGUACUCAACAAAUGGAAGCACAGCCUUUUCAAAUGGUGUUGUUCCUUUCUUAAUGUCAAUACAUAUAUUUUAUACCAACCCAUUUUUUUCAUUUUAAUUGUAAGGCUCGUGUCCUUUUCUUUGUAAAGUUAUUCAAAUGGACAUUACUUUGGCUGUAUAAUGUUAAAUUUUUUUUUCUUA
Molecule: messenger RNA, 1461 nt
Organism: Salvia splendens (bonfire salvia)
Lineage: Eukaryota; Viridiplantae; Streptophyta; Magnoliopsida; Lamiales; Lamiaceae
Product: transmembrane protein 64-like
Exons: 4
Coding region: 306-1172 (288 amino acids)
Source: RefSeq, a predicted model, not a curated record